AUGCACACGACACGGGCGGCAAGAGCCGUUGCGCAGAGCAGCCGUGCUCCAGCGCCGAGGAGGACUCUCACAGCAGGGUCAAGAUGUGCACGCGGCAAUGCGUCCCUACCAUCAUCGACACUUGUCACAACCUCAUCACCAACACAUACCUCAUAUGACCCGACCGCAGCACUGAGGCGGCAGCAGCAACUCUUCAGCGCUGUUCGUUUCCUCCAUCAGUCGCAUUACCUCCUCAAAGCACAGCAGUCAAGACAAAAGCCACCAGCGUCCAAACCAGCACCCACACCCCCGGCGGCUGCAAAGCCACAACCGCCAGCAUCCAAACCUCCAUCCACAACGUCCACCACUCAGCCACCAAAAGAACCAGUCGAACCCAGCACCAACACCUCGCUCACCCCCUCCACCUCCUCCGAACCAGCCACGACCACCGACCCUGCUCCCACCAAAACCCUCGCCGAAAAAGCCAAAGAGCUGUGGGCAACCGCCAAGUACCUGUUCAAAUUCUACUUCAACGGUGUCAAGCAGAUUUGGGCGAAUCGUACCUCUGUCAACCUCAUCCAAUCCCGCAUCUCUUCCGGCGGCUCACCUUUGACACGGGAGGAGUCGCAGUUGAUCCGUACGCACGCGUCAGACAUGCGCAAGCUGCCGCUGUUUCUGUUCAUCCUGUUGAUCUUGGAGGAGGCGUUGCCGUUGGUGGUGAUUUGGGCGCCUUCGUUGUUGCCGAGCACGUGUAUCUUGCCGAACCAGUUGGUGAAGAUUCGGAUGGGCGAGGAGGUGAAGCGCGCGGAGGCGUGGAGGGCACUUAAGGGGUCGGAGGGGUUGCAACCCCUUCUACCGGUUGUGGAGGAGUCACAAGGGGGCGCUUCGCUCAGGGAGGCGCACCGGGAGGGAGGGGAUGUACUUAAGGGUCUUUCCGCGGAGGACCUGGCCAAGCUCGGCAAGGUGUUUAGCCUCUCCACAUGGGGUGGUGCAGCGAUGGUGCGACGCAGACUCGAUGCGCACCUUGCCUACCUCCGCUCGGACGAUGCACUUAUGUCUUCCGACGGGGCUUACGCAAUCCCUCAGCACGUCGAUGCGCUAGCCAAGGCGUGCGGAGAGCGCGGACUCCGCAGCACGGGAAUCGACCAUCGCGAGAUGUACGAAUCCCUCUGCACCUGGCUCCGCUACACCACGCGCAAUCCCGAGACCAAGACUCUCUCGGACACCAGCCUGGCACUGCUCCCGCUGCAGCUGUACAACGAUGUCGCGCUGCAGGAGGUCAAGAGCGAGAUCGAGGCCGAGUCCGCCAGAGGUCUCAUUGCCAAGACCAAGGAUGUGCUCAGGGAGGUGGUCGAGGAGGAAAAGAAGGUCGUAGGGAGGGAGGAGAAGUCCAAAGAGGAGGUUAGACGCAAGGAACAACAGCAAAAGCAAUAG
Kalmanozyma brasiliensis GHG001 is the source of this 1413-nucleotide messenger RNA. Its product is annotated as LETM1-like protein. Lineage: Eukaryota; Fungi; Basidiomycota; Ustilaginomycetes; Ustilaginales. Bases 1 to 1413 code for a protein of 470 amino acids. The record is from RefSeq and is a predicted model, not a curated record. Gene Ontology annotation, molecular function: ribosome binding. The transcript has a single exon. Gene Ontology annotation, cellular component: mitochondrial inner membrane. Gene Ontology annotation, biological process: intracellular monoatomic cation homeostasis.